UGGGGCUAAGUGGAAGCCAAAAUUAAAACUCUCCCCUCAGAAAGUAGAAAACAAAAGCCACACCCACAAAGAGCUCAUGGCUAUCCUCCUCAUCUCACUCAAAAAAAAAUCUUUCCAGCUCUAUGAAAUUUCACAUUUCCAAUCCUUCUUAACUUUUCAACAUAUUGAAAAUGGACGUUUUCGAGUUUGAAUAUUCGAACCCCAUGAAGUCGAACACAAUGCCACGAUUCCAUCACCUUCGAAAGCUUUUUCGUAUGUUAGAGCUCUAUCUGAUUCUCACUUCCCUCUCCUGGGUCUCAACUCGCUUGCUAUUUGCCAUCCAAAACUACGGCCAGUACUUCUGGCAACUUGUAAACUUCGUAAUCAGCCCUUUCUUUCUUUUCCUUUUCGGCAAUAUAAUUGUCUUAACUCUUCUCUUCAAGUCCGGCCUUCUCUUUCCACAAUAUUCUCAUAAAAGAAAUGAAACCCACAUGGAGUUCUACGAGGAAUUCAUCAAAAACAGCGAUGACAGCACGCAGUUCAGUCAAGAAUGUGUUUCUCAGGCUCCAGAACCGGAGGAAAUUUUGUACCAAGAUAAACAGAGCAUUUACGAAGUGAGAACAAAUAUUGAUCGGAGGAGUCAGUCGGAGACUUGGAAGAAAGAAGAAAAUUUGGGCGAGGAUAUUUGCGAAAAGAAACUCCGGCCAUCGGAGAGGGAUAAGUGCCGGAAAGUUGUGAACCCCGGCGAAGUUCUGGAUGAGACUGUCGUGGUUGAUGAACUAAGUAAUGAGGAGUUUCAAAGAGCCAUUGAGGAUUUCAUUGCAAAGCAAAUUAAGUUUCACCAAGAAGAAAAGCUGAUACAAAAAACAAUCGAUCUAUAAAAUUUCAGUGUUCUGUAUAAUAAUAAUUUUUAGUAAUGUGAGUUUGCAAUGAUUUGGCUUGUAAUUACAUUUUCAAUCAUGAUAGAAAAUACAAAAAGUUAUUAAUCAUUUAAAUGAUGUUCGAC
Molecule: messenger RNA, 985 nt
Organism: Olea europaea var. sylvestris
Lineage: Eukaryota; Viridiplantae; Streptophyta; Magnoliopsida; Lamiales; Oleaceae
Exons: 1
Coding region: 171-860 (229 amino acids)
Source: RefSeq, a predicted model, not a curated record